Molecule: messenger RNA, 1047 nt
Organism: Eruca vesicaria subsp. sativa (arugula)
Lineage: Eukaryota; Viridiplantae; Streptophyta; Magnoliopsida; Brassicales; Brassicaceae
Source: the annotation of a GenBank genome assembly
AUGACAAUGGUUGUACCAAAAGAAGGGUUCGUUACUAUGGUGAAGGACUCUGUUUCCUCUGCUCCUUCGGAGUCUCCUCUUCCUCUCCAGCCUCAGUUUCCUGACUUUACCAUUCCUGUUAAAGAUUUCUUCAAGUCUAGGGAAGCUCGUGAGUUUCUGAGUGGAGCUUUAGCUGGAGCUAUGACUAAAGCUGUCCUUGCUCCACUCGAGACAAUAAGAACAAGGAUGAUUGUUGGUGUUGGAUCAAGAACCAUUCCAGGUAGCUUUGUAGAAAUCAUACAGAAGCAAGGAUGGGUUGGUCUUUGGGCUGGCAACGAGAUCAACAUGAUUCGUAUCAUCCCAACUCAAGCCAUUGAGUUGAGCACUUUUGAGUGUGUGAAGCGUGUGAUGACAUCAGCACAAGAGAAGCUGAAGAAGAUUGAGCAGGCAAAGAUUGAGAUUGGUGAUUUUAGUUUCAGUCCGUCUAUAUCUUGGCUCUCUCCUGUUGCUGUUGCUGGUGCAGCUGCAGGUGUUGCUAGUACACUUGUUUGCCAUCCUCUUGAAGUCCUCAAGGAUAGAUUGACUGUGAGCCCUGAGAUUUAUCCAAGCUUAAGACUUGCAGUUCCAAGGAUUUUAAGAGACGAUGGAAUCCGUGGAUUCUAUGCUGGCUUGGGGCCAACACUGGUUGGGAUGCUUCCUUACAGCACAUGUUAUUACUUCAUGUAUGACACAAUGAAAACCACUUACUGCAAAUCCAAGAACAAGAAGGCUUUAAGCCGUCCAGAGAUGCUUCUUCUUGGAGCUUUAGCCGGUCUAACGGCUAGCACCAUUAGCUUCCCAUUGGAAGUGGCGAGGAAGCGGUUGAUGGUGGGAGCUCUGAAAGGAGAAUGCCCACCUAACAUGGUUGCGGCUAUAGCAGAAGUAGUGAAGGAAAGAGGAGUGAUGGGACUCUACAGAGGUUGGGGAGCAAGUUGUUUGAAAGUCAUGCCGUCUUCAGGCAUCACUUGGGUCUUCUAUGAAGCCUGGAAAGAUAUUUUACUCGCCUCCAACACCAAACCACUCAUAUAA